Ustilaginoidea virens is the source of this 921-nucleotide messenger RNA. RefSeq lists its product as uncharacterized. The transcript is spliced from 2 exons. Lineage: Eukaryota; Fungi; Ascomycota; Sordariomycetes; Hypocreales; Clavicipitaceae. The record is from RefSeq and is a predicted model, not a curated record. The coding region runs from base 1 to 921 and encodes 306 amino acids.
AUGCCUUCCGCACAACGAGCCUCGGCCAACAUUGGUCGCAGGACUCACAACACCACCAAUGGUGGGGGGGGAGACCACGACUACGACUACGACGAGACGAGCCGAAAAACAUUCUACAACACCGAAAUCAACAAGGCCUACGCUGAGCGCGACAGAUACCAAGGCCACUAUGAGGAAGCAACCAAGAAGCUGUCCGAGACGCACCAAGCCAACAGGGAUCUGAAGUCGCAGCUCGACGCGCUCAAGAAUGAAGUCAAGGUUUUGAAAAUCGCCCUGCAGAAUUACAAGCACGAGAAUGACGCCUUGGCGCGGCAAAACGAAGCGCUCGGGCAGAAACACGCUACGUUGGAAGCCCGCUUUCAGUCCCUCGCCCUGAGUAACACGGGCGCCGGCGCCGGCGUUCCACCUGCUGCUCCAUCGCCCAGCGUACCCAUCGCUCACUCUGAUCGAACGAAAUCGAGCAAGAGAGACAAGGAGCGCGACCGAGACCGGGACCGAGACCGGGACCGUGACCGGGACCGUGACCGGGACCGUGACCGUGACCGUGAUCGUGACCGCAAAAAGGAAAAAGAGAAGAAAGAAAAAGAGAAAAAGGAAAAAGAGUACCAGACCGAAAAGGAGCGCCUCAAGAACCGCUUCGAGGAACGCAUCCCCUCGUCAACAACAACGUCCAACUCGUCCGCUUCCUCUAGGGGACGCCGGCAGAGCUUCAUCGAGCCGUGGGGUCCCGGAGCAAGGCCGCAAUCGCUUAUGCCGGGCAGCCACAGCCAAGUUGCUGCAACGACACUACACGCUGUGUCCUAUUCGUCUGUCCCAAGGACAGCUAUGCCGUUGGUGGCGAGCUCGUACAACACCGGGGCGGUGUAUCCAGACUACGACUGCGACGAUGGCAACUACCACCCUUUUCCGGUUCCACGAUGA